AUGAAGCCGGCGCCUACAAAGCCUCAAUUAUCGUUAUUCGAACGUGCCUUCUGGACCUGCCGAGGGACAUGGAAACGAGCAGGUAUCAAUACCUUUAGAUGUCUUGUUGGAUGCACCGUUGGUGACUUCUCUGCUUUAUGGGCAUUGCAAACAUAUGCGCCAGAGUUGGGAAUGGGUACUAUCAUGGGUCUAUCUAUGGCAUCUGGUCUUAGCACCUCAGUCGCACUGGAAACAGGUCUUCUUCGAUGGGGCAAAGACAAGUUCCCACUCAACAUGGCAUUCAAGACAGCAAUGGGAAUGAGUUUUAUCUCAAUGCUAGCGAUGGAAAUGGCCGAGAAUGUCGUUGACUACCACUUGACGGGUGGUGUGGUAGCUCUCCAGGAUCCGCGAUUCUGGACUGCUGCGAUAGUGAGCAUUGCUGCUGGAUACUUGGUACCUUUACCGUGGAACUAUUACAGGCUGAGGAGAUGGGGGAAGGCAUGUCAUUAA
Messenger RNA from Aureobasidium pullulans EXF-150, 489 nucleotides. RefSeq lists its product as uncharacterized. The transcript is spliced from 2 exons. Bases 1 to 489 code for a protein of 162 amino acids. Lineage: Eukaryota; Fungi; Ascomycota; Dothideomycetes; Dothideales; Saccotheciaceae. The record is from RefSeq and is a predicted model, not a curated record.